Molecule: messenger RNA, 3885 nt
Organism: Eimeria necatrix
Lineage: Eukaryota; Apicomplexa; Conoidasida; Eucoccidiorida; Eimeriidae
Exons: 10
Coding region: 1-3885 (1294 amino acids)
Biological process (GO): clathrin-dependent endocytosis; clathrin coat disassembly
Cellular component (GO): cytoplasm; intracellular membrane-bounded organelle; vesicle
Molecular function (GO): clathrin binding
Source: RefSeq, a predicted model, not a curated record
AUGCGGUGGAUUCUGAGCAGGUUCCGCAGAGGGCUUCUGCUGCAGCAAAGCCCGCAACAGCUGCUGCUGCUGCUGCAACUCUUGCACAGAGCAACGAACACUGAAAAGCCGGAGCUGGCGACGGCGCCGCAGCCGCAGCAGCAACAGCAGCAACAGCAGCUGGUCACAACAGUUGCAACAGCAGCGACUGUCACCAAGACCAAACCCCAGUUCGUUAGAUCUUCCUACUCAACUAGGUGUCUGUCUGCUGCAGCAGCAACAGCAGCUGCAGCAGCAGCAGGCGCGAGAGGAACAGCAGCAGCAGCUGCCACAGUAGCUGCAGCGGCAGCAACGGCUGGCGCGGCGCCAGGAGCAGCAACGGUGGCAGCAGCAGCGACGGCAGCGGCAAAAGUAGCAGCAGCAGCAGCAACAGCAGCACCAAUUGCUUCGAGAAUGGCGCAGAAGAAGCCCACGCCGAAAGAGGGCUCUCAGCGGUCGUCAGCAAAGCCAAGCAGCAGCAGCAGCAGCAGCAGGAGCAGCAGCAACAAAGGCAACAGCAGCAGCAGCAGCAGCAGUGGCAGCAGCAGCAGCAGCAGCCGUAGUGGGAAGGGCAGCAGCAGCUUAAGCAAUGAGGCUGCAGCAUCGAUCUCAGAAGCAGCAAAACAGGAAGACGUGGCCAAAAGCAAAGCCAAGAAUGAAGUGACUGCAAAGAGCGACAGCAGCAGCAGCAACAGCAGCAGUAACAGCAGCAGCAGCAGCAGUAGCAGCAGCAGCGCCACAGCCAAGAAGAAGAGGAGAAGGCAUCCCUUUCUGAGCACAAAAAAGAGGCGAAGGACGGCGACAAGCAGCAGCAGCAGCAGCAGCAGCAGCAGCAGCAGCAGCUCUGCUGCUGGCGCAUCGAAGGCAGCGCGCGAGCCCCGAGAAACAGUGCGCAGCAGCAGCGUGAGCAGCAGCAGCGAGAGCAGCAGCAGCAGCAGCAGCAGCAAGGAGGAGGAGCAGCAAGGCGAAGCGGAGAGCGACGACGAGGCGCUGCUGCUGCAGCCGUGGCCGCCAACAGCAGGAGACCUGCGGGAGCCCAGCAGCAGCAAACUGCGCUGCCUCUGGCAGCAGCAGCAGCACCAAGACGCAGCAGACAGGAGGCUCGAGGCUCUCUUUGAUGUCUUCUGCAGCAGCGCCGUUGCUGCGCUGCAGCGGCUGCGCGACAAGCUCGCAGAGGCUGCUGCUGCUGCUCCUGCUGCUGCUGCUGCUGCUGCUGCUGGGGCGCCGGACUUGCUGGCAGCAGCAGCAGCGGCGGAAGAAGCCGCCAAAGUGGACAGCGAGGCCCAGCAGCAGCAGCAGCAGCAGCAGCAGCAGCAGCAGGUGGAUGCGGCGCAGCUGGCCUCGUGCGUGCUGCACCUGCUGCCGCCGCCCGCGCCGGUGGCAGCAGCAGCAGCAGCAGCAGGCCAGCGGCUCAAAGGCCUCUACGAGCUGCAGCAGCUUUCUGUGUCUUCGUGGCUGCGGCGUUUCUUCAUAUUUGUUUUAGAAGAGGCCCUUGAGUUGCUGCUGUACUCUCAGGGUUUCACGGGGGCCUCCUUGGGGGGCCCCUUUGGGGGCCCCCCCACGGACUUGUCUGCUGCUGCGCUGCGGCACACUGCAGCAGCAACCAAGGAGCUGCGGCCGCUCGUGUCUUUGCUGCUGCUGCCGCAGCAGCAGCCCCAGAAGAAGCAGCAGCCCAAGAAGAAGAAGCAGCAGCAGCAGCUGCUGCAGCAGCAAAAGAGAGUCGAAGAAAUGCUGGAAAAAGACCCCACACUCAAGACUGCGCUCCGCAGGCUUUUGCUGCUGCCGGGGAUGCUGCAGCACGGCCACUACGACCUGGAGGCGCUGCUGCUGCUGCUGCAGCAGCACAGAGAGCAGCAGCAGCAGAAGCUCCAGGACCAGCAGCAAAGAGAGAAAAAGGAAGAGGGGCAGCAGCAAGAUGCAGCGGCUCCCGAUGACCGCAACCAUGAAGGGACCGCUGACAGCAGCAGCAGCAGCAGCAGCAGCAGCAGCACUGGUGACGGCCAGCAGCCGGAGCAGCAGCAGCAGCAACUGAAGGCGGAGCCGGACACAGAAGGACCGCAGCUGCAGCUGCUGCUGCAGGACGCAGCAGGCGAGGGCCAGCAGCAGCAGGACAACGACGAGGAGCAGCAGCAGCAGCAGCAGCAGCUGUGGGGCGAGGACUUGUGUCUCUUUUUGAGAAGUUUUGAACUUCGAAAAGAUGAAAUUGAACGCGAAGUCCUCCAGUCGCCGCACUUCGUUUAUCUUAUCAGGUUUCUGAACGCGUUUGGGUCGGUGCUGAAUGUGCCGUGGCGCUUCGACUCGCUGCUGUCUUCUCUUGCUGCUGUCAGCCCGCCGCCAGAUGUGCUGCUGUGUGGCUUUUUGCUGCACCUUUCGAGUUUUUCUUUUGACUAUUUGCAAGAGCUGCAGCAAAUUGAUGCUGCUUUGGGAGCUGAGGAGCAGCAGCAGCAGCAGCUGCUCGACGACGCUGCUGCUGCUGCCGCCCUCGCCCACACCACGCCCCCCGAGCAGCAGCCCCCGCAGACCGCCCGCCGCCUGCAGCAGCAGCAGCAGCAGCAGCAGCAGCAGCGCGCUGCUGCUGGCACUCAGGGCGGCAGACGCCCCAGGAAGAAGCCGCAGCAGCAGCGCCAGCAGCAGACGCAGCAGCAAGAUGCAGCAGCAGACACGCCAGAAACCCCAGAGCAAAGCAACCCUCAAACGCCAACAGCAACUGUAGAUUCGCAGCAGCAGCAGCCAGACGACGAGACGCAGACGCAGCAAGACUCCCAGCAGCAGCAGCAGCAGCAGCAGCAGCAGCAAGGCGCUGCUGCUGCUGCCCCCGGCACCAUCCGCCGCAGCCAGGGCUUCCUUCAGUUCUGUGCCGAGCUCUCACAAACAGCAGCAGCAGCUGCUGCUGCCAGCUGCGUGCAGGCGUGCAGCGCGAGCAGCGAAGGCAGCAACGCAGCAGCAACAGCAGCAGCAACAGCAGCAGCAACAGCAGCAGCAACGACAGCAGCUCUGGAGGCAGCGGGGAGCGCGCCAUACUGGGAGUGGGAGGAGAUCGGGGGAGAAGACGACUUGGCAGGAGGCGCAGCAGCAGCAGCAGCACCGGCAGCAGCAGCAGCAGCAACAGCGCCAGACCCCAUGCAGCGGCUGCUGCAGCGGCUCUUCGUGCUGCUGGGCCGCAAGUCAGGGCCCCCCAUGAGAGCAGCAAAAUCUGUCCGCCGGCUGCUGCAGGAUAAAGGAGAAGCAGAGUUGCUGCUGCCUCUGAGGCCCUUUGCUGAGUCUUCAGAAGGGCCCACGGACUGGGCCCACCUCAAGCCGCUGCAGCGUCUUCGCUUCCUGCGUGCGCUGAUCUCGCUGGUUUUGUCAGAGAGCCCCCAAAUCGCGCGGUACGUAGGAGAGGCAGCACCCGAGGGCUUUGGCUGCGACGCGCUCGUGGGAGAAGACGGGGCGGGCCAUCUCUAUUGGCUAGUCACGCAGCAGGGGGACCCUGCGGCCUUCAAGCUCUACAGGGAAGAAGUCAGCCAGCGGCGAUAUGAAUUGCUGAGUGAGGACUUGCCGUCGCUAGAGUCCAUAGCAACGAGCCUAGAAGCAGAGGAAGGGAUGGCGGACUUGGCGCAGCAGCUGCUGCAGCAGCACCAGCUGCUGCUGCAGCAGCAGCGGCAGCGGAGCAGAGAAGAGAGGCGCCGGAAGGCCGUGGAGAGGCAGCUGGAGACGGCCCAGUGGGGCGUCGUCACGGGGCGUCGGGAGCGGAAGCCAGUGAACUACCUGGAAGUUGAGGGCGAGCUCGACGAGAGCAGCAGCAAACCGAUCAACACAGCAGCAACGCGGGAAGAGCGGUGGCGGGCGCGACUGGAGAGGAAGGCAAGUGGCUACUUGGCUAGCUAG